This is a messenger RNA of Exaiptasia diaphana, 1242 nucleotides long. RefSeq lists its product as uncharacterized. The record is from RefSeq and is a predicted model, not a curated record. The transcript has a single exon. The coding region runs from base 13 to 1224 and encodes 403 amino acids. NCBI's taxonomy places the organism in Eukaryota, Metazoa, Cnidaria, Anthozoa, Actiniaria, Aiptasiidae.
AGAGGUCACGGUAUGAACCAAGCUAAAGAAGAACUCAAGAAGUUCCCUGAAAAAGAAGCUGUAGAAUUUAUAAACGUCGGAUCAAUGUCAAGGUACGAGGUAUGUGGAUCACCUCUACGAAGCGUGAAAAGAUUCAUGAGUUCUUCAUCGUUGCUGAAAGGAUUUGCAUCGAUGUUUGGACUGUGGGCAGAUCGACCUCGAUGUCAUGUGCUCUUAGCUUUGAUAUUCCUCUUUCCAGAGACUUAUAACCUCAUUCAGUCUGUGGCCUAUGGAUUUGUUUGUCCACAGUUGCAAAACAAUUUGGAUAGCUGGUUUUGCGGGAAUGGAACUCGGAACAUAUCUUCUUCAGAUGUUAUUGAUGGUUUGCAGUUUCGCAUAAACAAACGAGAUUUGCUGGAUUUCGUACUGAAAUUGGCGCAACCUGUAUCUCAUUUAGCGUUCUUGUGGAGCGUCUGGAUACCUUCUAAGAAAGACGAAGUUAUUCGCCAAAGUCACAUUUGCCUGCUAGUAAAACCUGAGCAGUGGCUCAAGCUCAAUUGCACGAUUUUUCUAUUUAUCUUCGCAAUGGUGUCAAGCACCUUAUGGCUUAUCAUCGAAAAUAUCACAGGCUCUACUCCCUAUCUAGUUUCAUCCAUAAUUUACCCCAUUCCACUAUGGGCCAGCCUGUUGACAUGUUGGAUAUUUGGGGCCUACACGUCAUCAUUAGAAAUUCUGACGUCACGCAUGGAAAGUGACGUCACAACAUCAGAUGACUUUGAUGAGAUCAUCGCACUUCAUCAAAAACUUUGCAAGACUAUAUCUGCAACUUCUGAUGCUUUCAAGGUUUGGUUUAUAAUUCACUGGGCAUUGUAUACGGCUCUGUGUGUUGUCUGGGCGGCAAAUGUUGUGUUUUAUUACCAUAUUCUGUUACAGUCAGCGAGCGCUUUCCUAAGUGGCACUAUAUACCUCUUUAUCUAUGUCUACGUGUUCAUAUACCCGUGUUACUGCGCAGCCUCAGUGACAGCCAAGUGCCAGCAAAUGCUUACAGACUUCAACAUGAAAUACAAAUAUGAAUGGAAUGAGACCCAUCCAUUUCGUCAAAGGCAACAGUUGCAUGUGUUCCUAAAGUAUGCCAGUUAUGCAAACUGUGGUUAUAAAGUUGGAAGUCUUACAUUUGGUUCGAUGUCUGUUUUCUUUUCAACUCUUUUGGCCAUAACAGGAGUGGGUCUGAAGAUCUUUAAUUAACGAAAAAAAGUUCUUAUU